This is a messenger RNA of Vicia faba (fava bean), 948 nucleotides long. Lineage: Eukaryota; Viridiplantae; Streptophyta; Magnoliopsida; Fabales; Fabaceae. The record is from the annotation of a GenBank genome assembly.
AUGAACACAGCAAUAACCAGAAAAGAAAUGGAUCGGAUCAAAGGUCCAUGGAGUCCUGAAGAGGACGAAGCUCUGCAAAAGCUUGUGGAGAAGCACGGUCCGAGAAACUGGUCGAUAAUCAGCAAAUCGAUUCCGGGACGAUCCGGGAAAUCAUGUCGUCUGCGUUGGUGUAAUCAGCUCUCUCCCCAGGUUGAGCAUCGGGCUUUUUCCCCAGAAGAGGAUGAUACUAUAAUCAGAGCCCAUGCCCGAUUCGGAAACAAAUGGGCUACCAUAGCCCGCCUUCUGUCGGGUCGAACCGACAACGCGAUUAAGAAUCACUGGAACUCUACUUUGAAACGCAAGUGUUCUUCUAUUAUGAUCGAUGAAUCUCCACCGUUGAAAAGAUCUGUAAGUGCCGGUGCUGCUAUACCUGUUUGUAAUGGGAUUUACAAGAACCCUCCCACUCCGGGAAGUCCUUCUGGAUCCGAUGUGAGCGAGUCCAGUGUACCUAUCGUGAACUCUUCUCAUAUUUACCGUCCUGUCCCUACAAGAACCGUUGCGGCUCUACCUCUCGUAGAAUCGAAAACGACGUCGUCUUCCAAAUCCAAUGAUCCUCCAACUUCACUUUCGUUAUCACUUCCUGGUAUUGAUUCUUCUUCUGAAGAUUCAAAUCGUGUUACUGAGCCUGUUACUACUGUACCGCCGCCUCCUCCACCGCCAACUGCGAUUCCGUUGGUUCCGAUAAUGACUGCACCGAUUCCGAUGGCUGUUCCGAUGCAGACGCAGCAAGGAUCGGUUAUGCCGUUCAAUUUCAGCGCAGAGUUAUUGUCAGUGAUGCAGGAAAUGAUAAGGACGGAGGUGAGAAGCUACAUGGCGGGUUUGGAGCAGCAGAAUGGGAUUUGUAUUUCCGAUGAUGGAUACAGGAAUGCUUCGGUGAAGCGAAUGGGAAUUAGCAGGAUCGAUUCGUAA